This is a messenger RNA of Andrographis paniculata, 1491 nucleotides long. Its product is annotated as 3-hydroxyisobutyryl-CoA hydrolase-like protein 5. The coding region runs from base 146 to 1321 and encodes 391 amino acids. Gene Ontology annotation, biological process: L-valine catabolic process. The record is from RefSeq and is a predicted model, not a curated record. The transcript has 15 exons. Gene Ontology annotation, molecular function: 3-hydroxyisobutyryl-CoA hydrolase activity. Lineage: Eukaryota; Viridiplantae; Streptophyta; Magnoliopsida; Lamiales; Acanthaceae.
CGGAUGCAAUUACAGAACGGAGCGUUAGUCGUAUAUAAAGUCGCCGUCAUCAUCCGUGGAAGCUUCACCAAACUGCGUUUACAGAGUGCAUCUCCCACCUAUCAAAGGCCUCUCUGCCUCCGAUUUCUAUCUCCAAGGGAGAGAAAUGGCACACGCCGGUGUUGAGGAGGUCGAUAUGGUUGUUUUGGGUGAGGAACACGACCACGUUCGAAUUGCUACCUUGAAUCAGCCUCGCCGCUUGAACGUUAUUUCCUUCGAUGUGGUAGCUUUGAUGGCGAAGUUUAUGGAGAAGUGGGAGAAGGAUGGGAAUGCAGAGCUCAUACUGAUCAAGGGGAGUGGACGAGCUUUCUCAGCCGGUGGGGAUCUGAAGAUGUUCUACCAAGGAAAGAUGUCCGAGAAUCCGAGUGUUGAAGUGGUGUACAGAAUGUACUGGCUCUGCUAUCACCUCCACACCUACACCAAAACACAGGUUGCAUUGGCUGAUGGGAUCACGAUGGGAGGUGGUGGAGCGUUUAUGGCACCCGCGAAAUUCUCCAUCGUUACAGAAAACACUGUAUUUGCAACCCCGGAGACAAGUGUUGGCUUUCACACCGAUUGUAGUCUUUCGUACAAACUUUCCCGCCUUCCGGGCCAUUUAGGGGAAUUUUUGGGAUUAACUGGAGCUCGGCUCAAUGGACCAGAAUUGAUUGCAAUUGGUUUUGCCACUCACUUUGUUCCUUCACAGAAAAUGGCGGAGCUUGAAAGUCAGCUGAUAGCACUAAAUAGCGGAGAAGAGAAUGCCGUGAGAUCAGUGAUCGAGGAAAUUUCCACAAAUGUGUCGAUUGAUUCUAAAAGUUUCCUUAAUAAAGAACGGAUCGCUAUAAUUGACAAGUGCUUUUCUAAAGAUUCGAUGGAGGAGAUCUUGGCGUCAUUUGAAGGCGAGGCAAGCAAAGAGGGAGGCGAGUGGAUGCAUACUUUUCUCAAGCCACUAAAGAAGGCAUCGCCAACGGCUUUAAAGAUAACAUUAAGAUCGAUUCGUGAAGCGAGGAAACAAACAUUAGGUGAAUGCUUGAAGAAAGAGUUCAGAAUCACCAUGAAUGUUCUCAAGACUGUAAUAUCACCUGAUGUUUACGAGGGUAUUCGAGCACUCACCAUCGACAAGGACAAUUCACCUAAGUGGGAGCCAGCAACUCUUGAAUCUGUGGAUGAAGAAAAGGUGAGUUUGGUAUUACAACCAUUUGACCAAAAUUUGGAGCUUCGAAUUCCGACAAGUGAUGAAUUGAGAUGGGAUGGAAAAUUCGAAGAGUCUCCCUAUGCACACAAGAUUGUUGCAGCACAUUGAAGGAAUUUUCCUGAGAGUUUCUAUGCAUACACAAAUGGUUGUGUUAGAUUAUUAGUUUAUUACAUAUUAUUCUCUUUACUCUAAUUUUCUUUUUUAAUCUAUAAGCUAAAUUUACUGUACUGUUAAAUUUGACAAGGUGAACGUUUAAUUAUUAUCCUAAAUUUUCUGGA